UAAAGAAUAUGUCUUUUUAAUAUGUUUUUCAGUGUAUACUGUAAUUUUCUACUGCUGGCUAAGUGUGUGUUUUGCUUUCCAGCACAUACGAUUCUCUUGGCAGCAGGGGGUUCUUUAGUUCUUUGGAGUUUUUACAAACCUCUUGUCCUUUAAACUGUGGGCUUCAUCUCCUUUGCAGGGUCACCUCUACUCUGGCCUGUCCAUGCACAGCACUUCCUUUAGCAACCAUGUUGGCAUUGAAGGGUGCAGCCCAUGAGAGACAGAUAAGAAAGCUUAGCAGAGACAAUGUGGGUCUGAAUAUAAAAGAAGGCUCGGCUGCUCAAAGCAUCAUUACUGCACCUCUGUACCAGGGAGAUCAUGUGCACUGUCCUCCCAGUCUAGGGAAAAGAGUCUGUCACCUGCAGCUGAGUAAAAUUUACAGGUCACAAGAUGGCAGCAUAAUCUCACCAGUCAGCAUGGCAAAAUUUGAAGGGUCAGAUGAAGUUUUGUCCCAUCCACAUGCUUUCUGUAAGAAUCAUACAAGCUAAGAACAUCAAGUCAAGAGACCUGUGGACAGUUCCACUUUCGUGCCAAAACCUUGCGGGGCAAUGUUAUUCACUGCUUGAUACCAGUCUGAAGUAUUUAGGCAUCUCGGGCUGCAGUAGAAAUCUUCCAUCAAGUCCUGACUCCAGCUCUGAAAGACAUCAACCGGGAGAUUUCCUUUCACACCGUUGCCAAGCUUCACAAAUGACAGCAUCAGACUGCUAUGUACGCUUGUGGCUGCCGUCUGCUUAUCCUGGAAAGCUUCGGACCAAAACCAUCAGGAAUUCUGACAACCCUGUCUGGAAUGAGACUUUCUACUUUAGGAUCCAGAGGGAAGUCGAGAAUAUUUUAGAAUUGGCAGUGUGUGAUGAAGAUGCACUCACCAAAGAUGACAUGCAGUUCACAGUUCUUUUUAAUGUUGCUAGAAUCAGACCUGGGGAGACAAUCCGUGAGACAUUUGCUUUGAAAUCAGAGACAGAGAGGUGCUAUAAGAAAUGGGAAAGUUUGGAAGUGGAAUUCUGGAUGGAAAGAGUUCCUGGUCCUCCAGAGCAUCUCAUUACCAAUGAUGUCCUAGUGUCCCGUGAGGUUUGCUGCUUGGAAGUGCAUGUGGACAUUAAUGAAAGCAGGAAAUACUUGAGAGAGGGUAAAAAUCUCGUGCUAACGGUGCCUGCAUCUCAUGAGAGAACGCAGAAGACGACAGAGGACACCGACACUUUCUACUUCCACUGCGUGAAGGCUUGGGAGCCAGUUCUAAAAGUCAGGCUGCAGAAAGUUUCUGAUAAGGAAGAUGACAACAGCAAUUUAAGUGACACCUUAACGGUACCACUGAAGUUUCUCCCUGUUGGACAUAAAGUGAAAGUAACCCUUCCCGUAAGAAACAAUGUGCCACUACAGUUGUACCUCCAAUUAAAUGCUUGCACAGAAAAACUAGAUGUGCGCUUAGGGUAUGAUCUGUGCCAAGGAGAGCAGGAGUUCCUGCAUAAGAGGAAGAGAGUCGUUGCUGGUGCCCUGAAAAGGGUUCUUCAUCUGGAAAGAGAUCUACAUGGACAUGAGGUCCCAGUAAUAGCUGUUAUGGCAACAGGCGGAGGUCUCAGAGCAAUGUCAGCUAUGUUUGGCCACCUCUUAGCCCUUCAGAAGCUAAAUCUGUUGGACUGUGUCACCUAUCUCACAGGGGCUUCUGGCUCAACAUGGACCCUAGCAGACCUGUAUGAGCAUGCUGACUGGUCACAGAAGUCUCUGGAGGGGCCACUUAAAGCAGUUAAAGAGCAAGUGACAAAAUGCAAACUCAACCUUAUGUCUAUAGACCAUCUGAAGUAUUAUCACAAGGAACUUGCUGAAAGGGCAAAGGCAGGACAUGUGCCAUCUUUUACAACUCUGUGGUCACUUGUUCAGGAGAUGUUCUUACAUGAGCGGCCAAGAAAGUACAAACUCACUGACCAGCGCAAGGCAUUGGAGCAUGGACAAAACCCACUGCCUUUCUAUGCAGUCCUCAAUGUGAAAGAGGAGAAGUUUGGUACUUUCAAAUUUAGAGAGUGGGCAGAUUUCUCUCCUUAUGAAGUGGCCAUACCAAAAUAUGGAGUCUCCAUUCCUUCAGAAUAUUUUGACAGUGAGUUCUUCAUGGGAAGGAGAGUGAAGAAGCUGCCAGAAUCUCGGAUCUGCUACCUGGAAGGUCUUUGGACAAACAUCUUUACUAGGAAUUUGCUGGAUGGCUUGUACUGGUCCUCAAAUUCAAAUGAAUUCUGGGAACGGUGGUCCCAAGAUAUGGUAGAUAUAGAAAAACAUUCUCCUGAGGAAGACAUUACUGUUAUUGAGCCUCCAUCUUGUUUGUCAGGAAAGUUGUAUGAAAUGUUUCAGGACAUUAUGACCAAGCGUCCACUACUGGGAAAGUCACAUAACUUCCUGAGAGGCUUAGAGUUUCAUAAGGAUUAUAUCCAUCAGAAAAAAUUUAUUGAAUGGAAAGACACUGUACUGGAUGGUUUUCCUAACAAUCUGACACCGCUGCAGAAAUAUCUUUGUCUGAUAGAUGUUGGCUAUUUCAUCAACACCAGUGGUGCAGCACUUUUCAAGCCAGAGAGGAAUGUAGAUGUCAUUAUAUCCCUUGAUUAUGGUUUGGGACAUGUGUUCAAGCAAUUAGAGAUGACAUACAAAUAUUGCAAGAUACAAAAUAUCCCAUUCCCCAAAGUGGAGCUGAGUCCAGAAGAAGAGAAGAACCCAAAGGAAUGUUAUAUAUUUGCGGAUGCAGAGGACCCCAGAGCACCUAUAGUAAUCCAUUUUCCCUUGGUGAAUGACACCUUUAAGGAAUUCAAGGAGCCAGGGGUGAAGCGUGGUCACUCAGAGAUGGAAGAAGGCAAAGUAAAUCUGGAGAACAGCUGCUCACCAUACUACCUCAUUAGGCUAAUUUACUCCUCUGAAAAUUUUGAUAAACUUGUGAACCUGAGCAGAUACAACAUCCUCAAUAACAAGGACCUGCUCCUCCAGGCGAUCAGGAGUGCCGUAGAACGAAAGAAAAGCAGAAGGACUGGGAAUUUCUCCAGCUACUCUGGAUACCCCUAAGCUGGGUUUUUGCACUGAAGUUCCCCACUGAAGGCUAUGGCAGCACGUUGCAACACAUCACAGUCACGUUACAACAUAUCACAGUGUUCACCAUUUGCAGAACUGACAAAACCUGUACAUUUCUCACCUUGCCGUGUUCAGACUCCCAGCUUUCAGAAGGGUUUAUUUUAUCUCCUUCCCCCACAUUUUCAGACCACAAGGGUCUCACAAUGUGGUCUUACUUGUUAAGAAAUUAGGGUCCUGGUAGGCAGAGACCUCCCAGGAUCUCCUUGAUGUUACAGUAUAUGGUGGUGGUGAGAGUUCUUUGUAUGAGCCUGUUCCUUCAACCCUGAGCCCAUUGUUGGUGUCCUUUCAAUACUUGAUUACAGAUCAAGUCCUGGCCAUUUGCAUUCAGUGAUGUCCAGAUUUUCAGAUAGGCUGAGCAACUAGAAUUUGCACUGAAUUGGUGGGCUCAGCUUUGAAGUCAGGCAUAUAUAUGUGAAAAGCAGCCAAACUGCAGUGUGGACAAUUGCACUCUGUCUGGUCUAUUCCCCUUGCUGAUUUAGAAGUUACUCUUUUUUCCAUUCCCCUGCAAGACUUUGGCACAGAAAUGCUGCUCCAGACUAUCACCAAGGGGGCGGUUACAUUUCAAAAGAGAGGGCAGUAGCAGCAGUGAGUGAGCACAGCUCCUUUGAGCAUUGGCUGCAGGAAAAGUUCUGCAUAAAGCACAUGUGAUUUUAGUGAUUUACAUCAGCAGUGCCUUUAUGGAUUAAAAUGUGAAGAGUCUGAAACAAGUUUUUCAUAGCAGAAGCUUGAGAGGAAUAAUUAGAAUACACUCAAAUACAUUUAAUUUAGUGAUCAUGACUGGGAUGUAAGCUGGUUCUCCUUACAGAUGUAAACUGAAUGCAGGACAACAUAACUCAUCAACAGAGUGCAGAGCCAUUGUAUUUUCACACACAGAAGAUUUUUCCCUUUAUAGUUUUACCUCUAACAUCACAGGCAAAGUAUUUUUAAUAGGUGCUACAUAAAAUAGAGCACAAAUUUAAAAAAUAGGACACACAUGUUCCUCCUUGCUGGUGGAACAUAUUUGGAAAAUGACACCUGGUUUUCAUUUGCUUUGGAAUGCAGUGGGAGACUUUGCCUUGAGCUAGAAGCUUGGAACAUCUUUAUAGCCCUCCACUAGUUUAAAAAGAUCAUAGGGAGGGAUGCUAAGCAAUAUAAAACAGAGCUUCACAGAAGUUGGAGAAGUUUGCAGACUUCCUCACGCUGAAGGAUUUGGCUCUGCUUCUGGAUUAUUUUUUCCAAAUACAGCAUAUUCAUCAGGACUUCCAAGGAAAAUAUUACAUAUUUCUUCUGUAUUGGAAAUUUACCUGAGGUCUAGAAUUAGUUGUACGUGAAAUCGAAAAUUGGACAAAGAACGAGAAAGAGGAGU
Molecule: messenger RNA, 4486 nt
Organism: Passer domesticus (house sparrow)
Lineage: Eukaryota; Metazoa; Chordata; Aves; Passeriformes; Passeridae
Gene: PLA2G4B
Product: phospholipase A2 group IVB
Exons: 21
Coding region: 478-3075 (865 amino acids)
Biological process (GO): glycerophospholipid catabolic process
Cellular component (GO): cytosol
Molecular function (GO): calcium ion binding; calcium-dependent phospholipid binding
Source: RefSeq, a predicted model, not a curated record